This is a messenger RNA of Perca fluviatilis (European perch), 885 nucleotides long. RefSeq names its product endonuclease domain-containing 1 protein-like. Bases 17 to 859 code for a protein of 280 amino acids. Lineage: Eukaryota; Metazoa; Chordata; Actinopteri; Perciformes; Percidae. Gene Ontology annotation, molecular function: hydrolase activity; nucleic acid binding; metal ion binding. The transcript has 6 exons. The record is from RefSeq and is a predicted model, not a curated record.
CAGGUGCACCUGCAGGAUGCAAACCUUGGUCCAUUUGUGCGCUCUUCUCUCGCUUCUCUUCUCUGUCCAUGCAGAUGUCGUUGAACGUUUUGAGGACGUUCCAGAAUGUAUGAGGUACUUCUAUAAAGAGAAGGUGCCAGAGUGGGGCGCGUCUACAGCCGGUGCUGCCCAUCUCUGUCAGCGCUUCAUCAACAGGUACCACUUUGCCACACUGUAUGACACCAACCAUCGUAUUGCUGUCUAUUCUGCCUAUCAUUUCCAGCCCAGCAAUGGGGGUGGCAGGGAGAAAAGGUGGUUUGUAGAGCCUCAGCUGGUAAGAAUGUCUUGGCAAGCAGAGAUGAAGGAUGGGUACUGGCUGGAGAAAGACCACCCUGGGGUCUACCAAGGAGAGAAACAGGCUCUGAAUGAGGACUAUACACACUCCGGCUUCGACCGUGGUCACCUCAACCCCAACGGACACCAUGCAGUCCCCAGCCGCAAUGCCACUUUCACCCUGACAAAUGUGGUUCCUCAGAACCCCAAGCUGAACCAGAAUGCCUGGAGAAUCCACGAGUCCCAGCUCACUGACCUUUUCCGGGACAAGUGCUCUAAGGCCUAUGUGCUGGUUGGUGCCAUUCCCUCUGCAGACAAUUGGAUUGUGAAAAACAAUGUGAAGCGUGUCAACAUCCCAGACUACCUGUGGACUGCCUACUGCUGUGUGGACAACAAUGACAGACCCAUUCAGAGUGGUGCUGCAACAGCGAGGAACACAGAGGACAACUGGGUGGAGAAGCUCUCUCUGGAUGAACUGGGAGAAUUCCUCCAGCAGUUCUCCAAAGAGACAGUAGGGGAGCUGUUUUACAACAACUGCAGGGCAUAAAGGAUGACAAAGGGACGAUGAAACAA